UAAACAUAAUUUCAUGCAACUGUUUCACAAUUUAUCAUGAUUACAUAUCAGAAAGGAACAUGACAAAACUAUUACUAACAGGAAAUGAAGCAUGGCGUGACCUAGUUCCGAGCUAAACUCAUAUAAACACAGAUUGGCUCUAAACACAGACUAGUCUUAUGAUUGUAAAUAGAUAUUUUACAUUAAGUGUGAUCACUUAUUUAAUAAUAUAACCAAAUUCAAUUUAAGCACAACCUACUGUUGCUGCUGUUUGAUUGCUACAAACAACUCUGAUAAUAUGCCUUUCAAGAGAAGCAUCCAUCCAAUUCAGGUUUACAUUUUGUGUCUGUUUUUCUACACAUCGAUGGAUUGCCACUCCCAAGGUUCCAUUGAAAUAAAUAUACGGUAUGAAAACUAUCAGGGAAAACUGAAAAAUGGACAUACUUGUGACAUUUUCAACUUUCAGUGUGAUGUAUUUUGCGUGAUACGUGUUUAUGAAAGCUCACCGCAGCAAACACAAAUGUACUUAAUUCAUGAAGAAAAGACUCCGGUAAUUAGAAAUACUGGAUGGUUAACGAAGAGAAUAUUGCUAAGUGUUUAUCCGUCAUCGAGUUCAGACCAAAAUGAGGUGAAGACAUAUUUUUUAGAUAUGAAUUUUUACGAUGAUGAUCCAUUCACGUCUAGUGACAAUAUAGCCAAGGUUUAUGGCACUUUACAAUUUACAUCAGUUAACCUGCCUACACCGGUCGCAUUGACUUCAGACAAUCCAUAUAUAUCUGUUAAAGCUGAUGCACGGAUCACAUGCAGGCAGCACUACUAUUCUACAAACUGCAAUGUAUUUUGCAUUCCCCUUGAUUCAGUUUACACAUGCGGUAAAAAUGGAGAAAAAUUAUGUGCACCCGGAAGAACAGGACCGGAUUGUAUCAGAGAUUACUGUGCAGCAAAGUCAUGUCCUCAUCCAACAGUGUGCAAGAAUUUACCUGACAAACACAAGGCUAUAUGCAUCUGCCAGGAAAAAUAUGGCACUGGAUGUGAUGCGUGUCUUUCAAACCCAUGCAAAAAUAAUGGUCAAUGUCAAACAGUCGAAGAUGAUGAAAUUGUCUGCACGUGUUCUGACAACUGGACAGGUGAAUUGUGUACAACUUCCACAGAAAGGAAUACAUCUUAUCGACAUCAGCCUUCACUGCUUAAAGCAGAGUACCCCAACAAACCAAAAUGCCUGAAUGGUGGAAUUAUUGACCAGAACCAUGCACACAACAGAUGCAUAUGUAAACAUGAGUGGACAGGAGUUCGUUGUGAGACGAUGAAGAGUAAUGACAGAGAGGUGAAAGUUGAGAUGGUUCUUACAGUCUGCCUAACUUUUCUCUUACUCAUCGUUCUUGCUGGCUUUCUUAAUUACUAUCUAAAAUACAAACGCAGUAAAAAGUCGCUUGAAGAACAAUUAUUCUAUCAACUAGCUAAUAGAUUGUCAGCCUAUUCCACCCUUCCUCCACCAUAUUCAGUUGCUAAAAAUUCAGAAGCAAAUGAAGCUUUACCUUUAAAAAUUAGUCAGGAGUCUCACAAUAAUCUUGAUGAAGUAAAUCAUCAUGGUAGUAUAAGUCUCCCAACUGUGAGUUUGUCUAAUGAAGAUACUCUAUUCGAUGAGCAAAAACGUUGAACAGACAAAAUAUUCUCAACUUUCAAGUUUUGCAUCCACAUCGUUCAUUACUGAACUUCCUUAUGAUGAUAUUGAUUUGAGCAUCUUACAAAGAAACAAUUUAAUAUUACUUAUUAGUUGGGUAGAAUGUUAUUGAUUAAUUCUUUGACUUAUUCAUUACAACACUUAUGGCAAACAAAUUUUCUUCUUGGAUCUAGUCUAUGCAAAACACCGAUCGAUGUAAAACUGACUGAAUUUUUAACAAAGCAACUUCAGAUUGCUGUUGAUAUGUAUGUAAAGUAACAGACAACUCCUCAUGCUACUAUGUGACUGUUUUCUAAUCAAUCCAUAGUCAAUCUAAAAUUCAUCGCUUCUGUA
This is a messenger RNA of Heterobilharzia americana, 1993 nucleotides long. NCBI's taxonomy places the organism in Eukaryota, Metazoa, Platyhelminthes, Trematoda, Strigeidida, Schistosomatidae. The record is from the annotation of a GenBank genome assembly.